Molecule: messenger RNA, 1542 nt
Organism: Selaginella moellendorffii
Lineage: Eukaryota; Viridiplantae; Streptophyta; Lycopodiopsida; Selaginellales; Selaginellaceae
Product: pumilio homolog 12
Exons: 5
Coding region: 90-1277 (395 amino acids)
Biological process (GO): post-transcriptional regulation of gene expression
Cellular component (GO): cytoplasm
Molecular function (GO): mRNA binding
Source: RefSeq, a predicted model, not a curated record
UCUACUUACAGGGAGUUUGUAGCCGGGGAGAGAACUGCCCGUUUCUUCACACCACGGCCAGGGAUCAACCUUCUUCGCUGGCUGCGUCCAUGGCGGAGAGAUCGCUCUCGGGCAGGAAAGCGCCGUCGAUUAAGGGGUUGUCCAACUCGUUUGCGUCGAUGAGUUUGGCCCGGAGGAAGGUUGCCCGUGACGAUGAGACGAGCAGUGAGAAGCGCUCGGCGAGCACCGAGUCGCAGGAGAGUGAUCUUAGCGGGGAAUUCAGGGGGCUCUACGAUUCGACGCAACAGCAGCAGCAGAAGUUUACGUCGCUGGAGGAGAUUGAGGGGCGGAUUUACGAGACCGCCAAGGAUCAGCACGGCUGCCGGUUCUUGCAGAAGAAGUUUAGUGAGGGGAGUUUGGAGGAGAUUGACAAGAUCUUUGCGGAGGUGAUUGAUCACCUUGUAGACUUGAUGACUGACCCUUUCGGGAACUACCUCGUCCAAAAACUCCUGGAGGUUUCCAACGACACGCAGCGCAGGGAGAUUUUGCGUGUCGUCACCAGAAACGGGGAGCUCGUCAACAUCUCCUUGAAUAUGCACGGUACACGUGCUGUUCAAAAACUGAUAGAGACACUCAAGUCGCCAGAGCAAGUUUCCAUGGUGACAAGCUCGCUCAUGCAAGGCGUAGUGACUCUUAUCAAGGAUUCUAAUGGAAAUCACGUCGUCCAGAAAUGCUUGCAAAAGCUCAGUAACGAAGAUAUCCAGUUUAUUAUUGAUGCGGCGGCACGGCACUGUGUGGAUAUUGGUACACACAGGCAUGGCUGCUGCGUACUCCAGCGCUGUAUUGACUUUGCCUCGGGAACACAGUGCCAUUUUCUUGUUUCCGAGAUCGCCGCAAAUGCUCUGAUUCUUUCGCAAGACCAAUACGGUAACUAUGUCGUUCAGUACAUCCUCGACCUCGAACAAUCUUGGAUAACUCUGGACGUCAUCUACAGGCUGGAAGGGAACUUCGCGUUGCUCGCCAUGCAAAAGUUUAGCAGCAAUGUCGUGGAGAAGUGCCUCAAGCAGUCGUCCGAGGACUCGCGCGCUCUGAUCAUUCGCGAGAUCAUCACCAGCUCCCUGCUGAGCCAGCUGCUCCAGGAUCCUUUUGCGAACUACGUCAUCCAGUGUGCUCUCUCUGUCGCAAAGGGAUCUUUACACACGGCGUUAGUGGACGCUAUUCGCCCACACGUUCCAGUGCUACGCAGCAGCCCUUUCGGGAAGCGCAUUCUUUCCCGGGCUAACAUCAACAAGAGGUGAGAGCAAAGCUCGGGGGCUUUGCUACUUCGCGCGCGAGGUGCAUUACAAACGCUCUCACUCAGCUCUAGUCUUUCUUUCCUCUUUCACUUUGGAGUCGGGCAUGUAUAAUCAGUCACAGGCCGCACAUCUGACACACAAAAGUUGCUACAUUCGAAGCUAUGGAAGGAAAAAACAUCCCAAAAAAAACACGAGGAGGUCCAAGUAACAGUAUUUGUACCAAGUUUUAUAUAAGAUCACACGGGGAUGGGGCGGGGGCUUGUAUGAA